AUGGGACCAAUCGGCUUAACAGGUGGAAUAGGACCAAGAGGUCCAAAAGGUAGAAUGGGACAAGUAGGACCAAUAGGACCAGUAGGACAAACAGGUGAGACAGGCCCAGGUCCAAUAGGCCCAAAAGGAGACAAAGGAGAAAUGGGACCACAAGGCCCUAAAGGUGACAAAGGCUCUUUGGGUCUACCAGGUAAAGAUGGCCAUAAUGGUCUAAAUGGAUCAAUAGGGUAUUCAAGGUCCACCAGGACAAAAAGAAUGACAGGUCCACCUGGUAUCAAAGGUAUUAUGGGACCUGUAGGGCAAAAAGGUGUAAUAGGACCAAGAGGUCCAAUAGGUAGUAUGGGACCAGUAGGACAAACAGGAGAUAGAGGCCCAGUUGGUCCGGUAGGGCCAAGAGAUACAAAGGUGACAGGGGUCAAAAAGGUCAAAAG
Gigantopelta aegis is the source of this 431-nucleotide messenger RNA. Its product is annotated as collectin-12-like. The record is from RefSeq and is a predicted model, not a curated record. NCBI's taxonomy places the organism in Eukaryota, Metazoa, Mollusca, Gastropoda, Neomphalida, Peltospiridae.